Molecule: messenger RNA, 930 nt
Organism: Microthlaspi erraticum
Lineage: Eukaryota; Viridiplantae; Streptophyta; Magnoliopsida; Brassicales; Brassicaceae
Source: the annotation of a GenBank genome assembly
AUGGCGGGGACGGUGGUGACGAAGAGCUUGAGCUGGGAGAUAGGCAACUUCUCGGAAAGAAAGAAUCCGAUGGCGUCGCGUCAAUUCUCAAGCGGCGGCUGUAAGUGGUAUGUUACGGUUGAUCCCGAAGGAUUCCUUGGCUGUGAUCACUUGACUCUGUUCCUGUGCGUUGGAGAUCGUAAUUCGUUAAAAAUAGGAUGGAAAAGGAGAGCUAUGUAUUGCUUUUUUCUGUUGAAUCAAUCCGGGGAAAACCUAUACAGUUCAUCUGGCCAAAUCAGAACGUUCUGUAAUGAGGCCUCAGGCUGGGGUGUCCAAACGACGGUGCCUCUUACCAAGCUCCGAGAGAAAGGGUUUCUGAAGAAGAACAAGCUAACCGUUCAAGUCUUCAUGAAAGUAGCAGAAGUUGUUCAUCAAGGGAAACCAACUGCGAAUGAUAUGUUGGAUUUCGGUAGAUUCCAGAUCACUGCUUCUCAAGCUUGUCGAUUUGCCGAAACUAUCGAACAACAUCCGGACUUUGCAGUAGAUGUCAUAGGAAAGAACCAAGAGCUGAAAACAGCACACAAGGAUCUCCUUCUCGGCCUUAUCGAGACGCUGAGCAAGUCUCCACAGAACCUGUCUGUUGCUGAACUAAGCAGUGCUCGGAGCCAAUUCACUGAGCUGACGGAAGCCGGUUUCAAGCUCGACUGGUUGAAGCCAAAGCUAAAGGAGGAUUCCUUGGAGAGGAAGGAAGCACUUCCUGAUGGAUCUUCGGUGCAAGAACUCGAGGAACGGCUUAAAAAAAUGGAAUUGACUCUGUGUGAUCUCGAAGCUAAACUGGAAGAGCACGAGAAGAUCAAAUCCGCUGCUGCUGCUAGAGUUUAUUCGUUUGAGUUCUUAGACUUUUUCAUUACGAGAAUCUUUCUCUCUUGCUUCUCAAUCUCAAAGCAUUGA